This is a messenger RNA of Megalobrama amblycephala (Wuchang bream), 7777 nucleotides long. It is a transcript of the gene myo10l1, whose product is annotated as myosin X, like 1. Gene Ontology annotation, molecular function: ATP binding; protein binding; cytoskeletal motor activity. Gene Ontology annotation, cellular component: myosin complex; cytoskeleton. Lineage: Eukaryota; Metazoa; Chordata; Actinopteri; Cypriniformes; Xenocyprididae. Gene Ontology annotation, biological process: signal transduction. The record is from RefSeq and is a predicted model, not a curated record.
AUCCAACACAUGGGAUUUCAGAUCAUUCAGAUGAUGGAAUCUUGCUUAAGUCUGUAUUUUAACAUAUUGCGCUUUCGAUCUCAUUUCAUAACGCAUCAAAACGCACUAUACUAUUUGCUGUAUUAUGGAUUCAGAGUAUAGCUGUAAUAUCUGUCAUGUUGCUUAUUUCUGUGAAGCCACAUUUCUUUCAUUUUACUACCGGUAUGCACGGUAAAAAGGGCAAACUUGGGGGGCUGUCUUUGCGCGCGGUGCGCCGCCCAACCGGAGAUGCGCGAGCGGACACUGGCUCAUUCGCUCUGGUGCGGACACCGGAGUCAGCGAGGCAUGUGUUUGGACACCGGCGUUUAGAUUAAACAGAAAAGACACUUACAGAAACGAAACACCUGAGCGUUUUCCUUUCCCACCGGCUGUUAUUUGCCAACGUCAGUUUCUCGCGCCAUCGAUUGUUUGAAUUGCCACCUCACGCAGGAUUGCAGCUCCCUGCUCUUCGUAAACAUUCGUGAAUGGAAAGCAACUGCAGAACAGAUAUACAUCUUGUCAAACGUUUCUCGAAUCCUCUGCAGUUUUGUGAUUGAUUAGCUGGAUCCUCUUGCAUCCUCUGAGGGAAGAUGGAGACCUUCUUCGCAGAGGGUUCUCGAGUGUGGGUGAAGCAUAAAGAUCAGCUGGUUCCGUCUACAGUGAACUCCUGUGGAGAUGGAACCGUGGUGCUCACCACCGACUACGGGGAGGUGGUGUACUUGCAGCAGGCAGAGGUGAACAGGGAGAAGGUGUCCCCUAUGCACCAGAGCAGCAUUGAUGGAGUGGAGGACAUGUCCACGUUGGCAGAGCUUCAUGAGGCCGCCAUCAUGCACAACCUUCAUCAGCGAUACCAGAAAGACAACAUCUAUACUAACAUAGGUUCUAUCCUGGCGGCUGUGAAUCCUUAUAAGCAGAUCGGAGGGCUGUACGAUCUCUCCGCAGUGGAGCUGUACAGUCAGCAUCAUUUGGGCGAGCUGCCGCCACAUAUCUUUGCUAUUGCCAAUGAGUGUUACCGCUGCUUAUGGAAGAGACAUGAUAGCCAGUGUGUGCUGAUUAGUGGUGAAAGUGGAGCUGGGAAAACAGAAAGCACCAAACUACUGCUGCAGUUCCUGUCUGUCAUGAGCCAAAACUCUGCCGGGACACCGCCUACAGAGAAGAGCACGCGCGUGGAGCAAGCCAUUGUACAGAGCAGCCCCAUCAUGGAAGCAUUUGGAAAUGCCAAAACAGUCUACAACAACAACUCUAGUCGUUUUGGAAAAUUCAUUCAGCUUCAUUUCUCUCAAAGUGGGAACAUCCAGGGAGGAUGCAUCGUCGACUAUUUGCUUGAAAAGAAUCGAGUGGUAAGGCAGAAUCCAGGGGAGAGAAACUAUCACAUCUUUUAUGCUUUGCUGGCCGGGGCCAGCAAAAGCCAAAAGGAAACAUAUUUUCUAGAAGACUCCCCUGAGUUAUUUUACUACCUGAGUCAGACGGGAUGUGUGAAGGACCGCAGUCUCGAUGACAAGCGGAAUUUUGACGACGUCAUGGAGGCUCUGAAGGUCAUGGAGUUCACAGAGGAAGAGAUCAGAGAUAUGUUUAAACUGCUGUCUGGAGUUCUGCAACUCGGCAAUGUGGAGUUCAUGACAGCAGGGGGCGCGCAGAUCACCACCAAACAGGUCGUAACUAAUGUGAGCGAGCUCCUGGGCCUGGACUGUUUUCAGUUGUCUGAAGUUCUGACACAGCGUUCCAUGAUCCUCAGAGGAGAAGAGAUCUGCUCUCCACUCACAGUGGAACAGGCGAUAGAUUCCCGGGAUUCAGUUGCCAUGGCGCUUUAUUCUCAGUGCUUCUCGUGGAUCAUCAUGCGAAUUAAUCAGAAGAUAAAGGGCAAAGAUAAUUUCAAGUCUAUUGGAAUCCUGGAUAUCUUUGGUUUUGAGAACUUUGAGGUGAACCGUUUUGAGCAGUUCAACAUUAAUUAUGCUAAUGAGAAACUGCAAGAAUAUUUCAACAAACAUAUUUUCUCUCUGGAGCAACUGGAAUACAACAGGGAAGGGAUUCACUGGGAAGCCAUUGAUUGGAUGGACAAUGCAGAAUGCCUGGAUCUGAUUGAGAAGAAACUGGGCAUGUUAGCUCUGAUUAAUGAGGAGAGCCGAUUUCCAAAAGGCACUGACUUCACACUGCUGGAGAAACUGCAUGGCAGACACUCUACUAAUCCCUACUAUGUGAAACCCAGACUGGCAGACCAUCAGUUUGGAAUAAAGCACUAUGCAGGAGAGGUCUUAUAUGAUGGAAGGGGGAUUUUAGAGAAGAACAGAGACACAUUUAGAGAUGAUAUACUGAACAUGCUGAAGGAUAGUAGAUUGGAUUUCAUCUAUGACCUUUUUGAGCAAGUAAGCAGCAGAAACAAUGAGGAGACCUUGAAGAUGGGCACGGCCAGAAAAAAGCCCACUGUCAGCUCUCAGUUCAGAGACUCUCUUCAUUCUCUAAUGGCCACUCUCAGUGUAUCCAACCCUUUCUUUGUGCGCUGCAUCAAACCUAACAUGGACAAGAACCCAAACAAGUUUGACCCAGAUGUGGUUCUGAAUCAGUUGCGGUACUCUGGCAUGUUGGAGACAGUGAAGAUCCGCAGAGCCGGAUUCCCUGUCAGACGCACCUUUAAAGACUUCUUCAGCAGAUAUAAGAUCAUUCUCAAAGAGAAGGAAAAGACAGCUGUGGCUUCCAAUGGAGAUGAGAAAAAGAAGAGCACAGAUUUGCUGACACUCUAUGACAGGACCAAAAAGGAGUGGCAGUUUGGAAAGACCAAGGUGUUCCUAAAGGAAUCUUUGGAACAGAAGCUGGAGAAGCAGAGAGAUGAAGUUCGAAGCAAAGCCGGUCUGAUCAUACGAGCCUAUCUUCUGAGAUAUAUAGCAAGAAAGAACUUUAAGAAGGCUCUGGAAAGCAUUGUGACAAUCCAGAAGAACUACCGCGCUCAUCUCUAUCGACGGCGGUUUCAGCGUAAACGUGCAGCUGCGCUGGUUCUCCAGAAACACAGGCGAGGGCAAGUGGCAAGAGGAGUCUGCCGCAAACUACGAGAGGAGAAGAGGAAGAGAGAGGAGGAGGAAAAGAAAAAGAAAGAAGAAGAGGAGAAGAAAACAGAGGGAGAUCAUGAAAAGGAAGGAGAGGAAGGGGCAGCAGAGCCUCCACCCACUGCUGAGGAAGAGACCCGUCAGAUGGAGGAAAUUCUGCGCUUGGAGCGAGAGAUUGAGCGUCUGCAGAAGAAAAGAGAAGACGGUGUGUCUAUGCUACGUGAGAGCUCGAGACAAGAACUCAGAUUGCGGCGUGAUGCCGAGAUCCUGCGUCAGAAAAAGAAGGCUUCCCGUGUUGCCACUGAAUUCCUCGAACUACUCGACACCGGAGGUCCAGAAGUCAUCCCUGGUGAUCCUAAACAACCUGCCUCCAGACCGGCAGCUGCCACUGAGGAAGAGGUAGACGAAGGCUUCCACGCAGAGGAAGAGUGCAUACCACUUCCCGAGUUCCCUCCUCCAGCAGAAGGUCCAGUGGAUCAGGAGAUCUUAGCCACUCUGCCACCUCCUCCUCCCGCUUUCGCCGAGGGCACGGUGGCCCCAUCUGCACCCAAUGUUCCACCUGGGGCUCCGCCCCCACCUCCUCCCCCUCCUCCUCCUCCACCUCCUCCCCCUCUCCCUGGUGAAACCAAAAAGGAAGAUGAAACUGAGGAGGCUAAAACAGUUAAAGAGGUGGAUGGGAAAAAGGAGGGAGAGGACGCAGACCGCACCAGCAGGCUGACAGCAGCGGAGUCUCUGCCGGACACAGAGGAACCUAUCUACAGCGUGCCCGGGGAUGGCGAGUCGGACUACGACCAAGACGAUCUGGAAGAUGGACACAGCAGCACUGCGGCAACAGACACAGAACAUGCACGCAAGUCCACCUGCACCAACGCAAGCCAGGAGUCCUACAACCGCAGCUCAGACUCAUAUGCUGAUAGCGAUGACGAGCAUGAUGGGUACGUGGACACAGAUGAAGAGGUAUCCAACGGUAAAGUCAACAUCUUGAAUGGGAACGGACCUCCGUACUUCCACAGUUACCUUUACAUGAAGGCUGGGUUGAUGAUCCCGUGGCGCAGGCGUUGGUGUGUUUUGAAGGACGACACCUUCAUGUGGUUUCGCUCUAAACAGGAGUCGUUAAAGUCAGGCUGGCUGUACAAGAAGGGAGGCGGACUUUCCACACUCUCUCGCAGGAACUGGAAGAUGCGCUGGUUCGUUCUGCGUGACUCCAAGCUCAUGUACUUUGAGAAUGACAGCGAGGAGAAGCUGAAAGGGACAAUUGACAUUCGUUCAGCCAAGGAGAUUGUGGAUAACCAUGAGAAAGAGAAUGCUCUGAAUAUUGUGACAGAUGAAAGAACAUACCAGGUGUUUGCCGAGUCACCAGAGGAUGCCAGUGGUUGGUUUACCGUGUUGAGUCGGGUCCACAUUGCCACACCAGAGCAGUUACUGGAGAUGUCACAUGAGCAGGCCAACCCAAAGAACGCUGUGGGCACACUGGAUGUUGGAUUGAUUGAUUCAGUUUGUGCUUCAGACAAUCCUGACAGGCCUAAUUCAUUUGUGAUCAUCACAGCCAAUCGUGUGAUCCACUGUAACUCAGACCUGCCGGAGGAAAUGCAUCACUGGAUUAGUCUGCUGCAGAAACCUAAAGGAGACUCCAAGAGUGAUGGACAGGAGUUCCUGGUUAGAGGAUGGCUCCACAAGGAGAUGAAGGCGGGUGCCAAAAGUUCUGCUCUCAAACUGAAAAAGCGCUGGUUUGUCUUGACUAACAACUCGCUGGACUACUACAAGUCUUCUGAACGUAAUGCAUCGAAGAUGGGCACUCUUGUUCUGAACAGCCUGUGCUCUGUGGUCCAGCCUGAGGAGAAAAAGUUUAAAGAGACAGGUUAUUGGAACAUCAUAGUUCAUGGGCGUAAACAUUCAUACCGCCUGUACACCAAAAUGCUGAACGAGGCCAUGCGCUGGGUGUCUGCCAUUCAGGGCGUCAUUGACAACAAGGUGCCCAUUGAAACGCCCACCCAGCAACUCAUUAGAGACAUCAAGGAGAACAGUGUUAACUCUGAGGCUGUGGAACAAAUGUAUCGAAGGAACCCAAUUCUGAGAUAUACCCAGCACCCCUUGCAUUCACCUCUUCUGCCACUGCCCUACGGAGAGGUCAGCGAAAGCUUGCAAAAGGAGAAGGGUUAUGGCAGCCUGCAGGAUGAGGCAGUGAAGAUCUUUAACUCACUUCAGGAGAUGGAGAUCGUUUCAGACCCGGUUGCCAUCAUUCAGGGCAUCCUGCAGACCUGCCACGAUCUGCGUCCACUGAGAGACGAGGUGUACUGUCAGCUGAUCAAACAGACCAAUCACGUGCCCCAACCCAACAGCCCCGCAAACCGCGCACACUGGCACCUGCUCACCUGCAUGAGCUGUACCUUCCUGCCCAGUCGAGCCAUUCUGCGUUACCUCCGAUUCCACUUGAAGAGGGUUAGAGAGCGCUACCCUGGCACUGAGAUUGAGAAGUAUGCACACUUCAUUGGUGAGUCCCUGAAGAAGACAAAGACCAGGGAGUAUGUGCCCUCUCAGGAGGAGAUCGCCGCCCUGCUGAACAGACAGGAAAUGACGACUACUGUGUACUGCCAUGGAGGAGGGUCUUGCAAGAUAUCCAUCAACUCACACACCACAGCUGGAGAGGUGGUGGAGAAGCUGAUUCGUGGUCUGGCGAUGGAAAACAGUAGGAACAUGUUCUCUUUGUUUGAACACAAUAAGGUGGAGAGCCGGGCCAUUGAAAGCCGUGUAAUUGUGGCAGAUGUGCUCGCGAAGUUUGAGAGGUUGGCAGGUGGUGAGGAUGAGGAGGAAGAAGGGCCCUGGAGGUUAUAUUUCAAGCUUUAUUGCUUUCUUGAUGUGGAAAGCAUGCCCAAAGAGGGAGUGGAAUUUGCCUUCAUGUUUGAGCAGGCUCAUGAGAGUCUCAUCAGUGGUCAUUUCCCAGCCCCUGAGGAAACCCUUCAGCACUUAGCAGCCCUGCGACUGCAGUACAUCCACGGUGAUGUGGCCCGUACGCCCUGGAGCCUGAGCAGUGUGUACCCCGUUGGACGACUCCGUACACGCAUCUUCCAGUCCACUAAAGCAGGGGUUGCCGGAGUACCCGGGGCUGGUAUAGUAGGGCCGGGAAGUCACACUUUGGAACGCCGGAAGACCAACUUCCUGGACGGGACGCUGAGACGCAGCUUCAAGACGGGAUCGCUGAAGAAACAGCGUGUGGAGGAGGAACAGAUGCUGGAGAUGUUUGUAAAGGAGGAGAUGUCAGCCACGCUGACCAGCGUGUUGGAGAAAUGGAGCCGUCUACAGGGCAUGCCUCAGCACCAGGCCAUGCUCAGUUACAUGACCGUCAUCAAAGAGUGGCCGGGAUAUGGGUCUACACUGUUUGAUGUGGAGUGUAAGGAGGGUGGCUUCCCUCAUGAUCUGUGGCUGAGCGUCAGUGCUGAAAAUGUCUCUGUGUAUAAACGGGGUGAGCCCAAACCACUCGAAACUUUCCAGUAUGAGCACAUUGUUUUCUUCGGAGCACCUCAGCCCAGCACGUACAAAAUCAUUGUUGAUGAAAGGGAGAUGUUCUUCGAGACGUCUCAGGUGGGUGAAAUCACUAAGAUCAUGAAGGCGUACAUCAACAUGAUCGUCAAAAAGCGCUGCAGUAUCAUGUCCAUCACCAGCAACAGCAGCACCUGGAUGAGGUGAUCGACACCAACCGGAGCUCAAAAGUGUCCUGCAAGUGAGGUAUACUACUGACUGUUGAUGAUUGGAGAAAGAGAAAGAGAGCAGAGAAGAAACUGAGACUUCACCUCGCCAACUUUUUUAACCUACUACUACAAUCCUCUGUCUGACCUGUCCUAAACACAACAGCACACAUAUUUAUUUGGACCAAUUUCACCUUAUGAAGCACAACAAAGCCUGGUAACCUGCUCACUGUUCCCAUCCCUCACUGCCAGCACUCUGACUUAUGACCAAACUUAUUUAUUUCCUUGUCUCCUCUUCUCCAUUUUGUUCCCUUCUCUCUAUCCUCAGUUUUUAGUCAGUGAUGUUGUACCUAUCCGCCAUCCACCUACAACUCCAUUUACUGGUAGAUUUACUGAGGUGUGUAUAUUGUGCUUCUGUGUGAGAUCAAAGUUAGCACACACACACAAACAUACAUUUUGUAAAGCCAUGACUGCUGGAGGCCAUUCAGAGAGCAACAAGGAGGAGAAAGCUAUGUGUUAACAUUCUCAUUCAUCUCAAUGGCAGCUGCUAGGCUGGCGCAGGACCCCCCAGAAGUACGCGAUUUGAAUUUUGCCAUCUUUGCUCAUGGCUGCUCAGUUUCACAUACAUGUUUUUUUGAGCCAAUCACCUGAGCCAUAAAUACCAUGUGACUUACCACUCUCUGGAGCUGCAGGGAAAUGACAUCAUGGCAGCACUGAUUGGCUGAUGGUGCCACAAGGAACAUGCACAGUCGUUUCAAAAAUAUUAGUCACCGAUAAAACAUCUACUAUAAUAUAAUGAAACGUGUGCGAUUUAUAUGUUGCUUCCAAAAAUGUGUAGUAGUUACGACCAGCAGGGACCACCUGGAGUCAGUCAGCCAAUCAGAUCGCAGAAUAUCUGGGGGCUGGCAGUAUGUUGAUAUCAGCAGUGUGACUGUUCACACGUCAACUCAUAUUUCACACAUUAUCAAUGCAACAAAUGUCCUAUUUUGUAUUAAAUGCCAGAGUCUAUAAAUACAUAUGCUAAAGUGUUACAUUUGA